AUGGUAUCACCAUCCUGCUGUUUGGAGUAUCGACCUACGGCUACGCUUUUGGCGAUUCUGCUAUUCAUUGUGUUUCCGUUCAUUUACAUGACAGGAAAGGUUGUUGGAACGGUGCUGGAAGUACUGUUACGAGUUCUACGAGGCUUGUGCAGGAUUUUAUUGUGGGACGAUGAAGACUAUGAUGAGGAAAAUGAGAAAAUGAGGCUUGAGCAACUGUAUAUAGAACAAGAGAAGAAGGAUGAACUACACAGACGUCACGACAAACGAGGGAGGAAGCGAGUUAACGGAACGGGAAAUGAAUGUGCUGCCAGGAGCACAAAGACAACGUCAUUGGUGACGAAGAGAAUCUUGUGCAGUGGUACAGCAGAGCGCGUGCAAUCUUCGGACAUCAGUGAAUCACUGAACUCCGAAUGUAAUACGGUAGAGCAAGGAGAAACGCCGCCGCUUGCUGACCACAGUGAGGGCAGUACUGUAGCAAAUGGUCACGCUCGUGUAUUACGGGGACUGGGUCAAGGAGAUGCUGAGGAUCCAACAAUAACCUAA
Molecule: messenger RNA, 543 nt
Organism: Angiostrongylus costaricensis
Lineage: Eukaryota; Metazoa; Nematoda; Chromadorea; Rhabditida; Metastrongylidae
Source: the annotation of a GenBank genome assembly